AUGGCCAACAGAGUCUGGGCUAUCACCGAGAGCUCUGGAACGCUGGAAGUCCACCAGGAAGGGACCAGGUAUACUACGAAUGGCAGUCUGGCAAUCAUCCAUGACGAGGUCGAGAAGCUCGAGACGGUGCGCGUCGAGAAGGAGGAGGCGCAUGCCGAAUUCGUGUCCCGGAAAAAAGAAAUCCCCACCGUCUUCGAGUCCAUCUGGAGUCAGGGUGUCCCACAUGAGGGGCUGCGCUUGUACCUGCCACCAGCAACCAGAGUCCGGUUCUAUUUGGACAUAUACACUGAACGAGUUGAUCCAUGCAUCAAGGUUCUGCACCUGCCGACAGACUCGGUGUCUUUCCUGGCAUACGAAGACGUAUCUACAAGAACUUCCAAGGCUCCCUCAUCUCUCAUCUUUGCCGUGUGCUACAGCGUUGCUGCUAGCCUGUCCGCCGAGGAAUGCGAACUGCGGAUUGCCCAGCAAAUGGGCCUGCACCGCGAUGGCAGCCACUUCGCACUUUCGCCCUUUGCCAUUGAGAUGCGCCGUCGGUUGUGGUGGCAAAUCUGCUACUUCGAUCUCAUUAUAUCCGAGCGCUGCGGUAUGGAAUGUACGACGCUCGACAUGAAAUCUGACACGAACUUCCCACUUAACGCCCGCGACAGCGAUCUCAGCCCGACCAUGCAGCAUCCACCAGAGCCCUGUUCCGAGUACACAGAGCUUUGCGAAGGAAGAAACGACGACCUGGCGAAGCGGGCGUGGGAGACGGUUGCAGAUAACAUGGAUAUCACGCCCGACUUCAACUUUGGUGACAUCACUACGCCGUGGCUGGAAUGGCAGGCUAUAUGGGAUGAGCUUGACCGGGAACCGAUGUGGGGGGGAGGCGUGACCUUCAGCCAGUAG
This is a messenger RNA of Lasiodiplodia theobromae, 885 nucleotides long. Its product is annotated as C6 transcription protein. Gene Ontology annotation, molecular function: zinc ion binding; DNA binding. Bases 1 to 885 code for a protein of 294 amino acids. Lineage: Eukaryota; Fungi; Ascomycota; Dothideomycetes; Botryosphaeriales; Botryosphaeriaceae. The record is from RefSeq and is a predicted model, not a curated record. Gene Ontology annotation, biological process: DNA-templated transcription. The transcript has 5 exons.